This is a messenger RNA of Bacillus rossius redtenbacheri, 4162 nucleotides long. RefSeq lists its product as uncharacterized. Gene Ontology annotation, cellular component: nucleus. Gene Ontology annotation, molecular function: exonuclease activity; nucleic acid binding. Lineage: Eukaryota; Metazoa; Arthropoda; Insecta; Phasmatodea; Bacillidae. The transcript is spliced from 12 exons. The record is from RefSeq and is a predicted model, not a curated record. Bases 254 to 2143 code for a protein of 629 amino acids.
UAUCUAUGUUUGUGUUUUUAUAUACCUUAAAGAGGUUAUGGCAAUAAAAAUCGAGACUUGUUAUUUUAAUAACUGUUGAUACGAAAGAGUUAGUAUAUUACCUUUGAAGAGUUAAUUGUUGACAAACAUAUAGAUUUUAAAUCGUUAAAUUCACCUGACCUCUAUGCCUCUCACCGAGGUGGGACCAGUCGUGGCCUGCUAGUAGGCGGCUGUUCCACGUGUCGCAGGACGCUGGGAUGUUGUGGAUGUGGAAAUGACCGAGUAUAACAGCAGGCACUUGAAGCGAAUUGAAAGGAAGCGCAAGAAAAUGGCAGCGUACUUGGCAGUCGCUGCUUUCAACGACCAGGAAAGGAAGUCCACGAGGAAGGAGCAGAAGCGUGCUGUGUCUGCGGAGAUGCCCGAGGAAGGCCAGUCUGCCGGCUCCAAGAAGCCUAAAGCCGGUGAUGGUGAAGCAUCUAAUGAAGUGGAUGACUGUGAUCCUCAUCUGAAGUGGAUCGAGUGCGAGCCCACGCCUGAAGUGGAGGGUCCAGAAGCGGUCGCAGAGUUUCAGAGACUGAAGAAGUUAUUGAACGCCAGGAAGCAGCUUCGGGGGGGCCCCUCGUUCCGCCUGAACGCGGUGGGCAACGAGGCCUGCCUCACCUCGGCCAGCAGGGUGCCCCUGUUGACGGCAGAUGUCCGCAACCUGCUCAUGUUCACGCUGCUCGGCUUGCACUCCCCGUACUCCCCAAGGUGGUGCGUGCUGGAGAAAAGCCGGCACGUUACACAUGCAGUCGCACUCGUCAUCGAAGGCCUGACCCUCUACGACUUCUUUGCAAACGAGAGCUUGUUUCCCAACGUGUGUGCCAAGUUUCCGAAUCGCGUUGAGGUGGUCGUCCCGUCUCAGUACAGCGGCAACCUGGUGCGGGAGCUGGCGAUCGUGCCGCUGGCCACCGUGUUCAGGAAGGAGCUCAUCGCAGAGUACGGCAACUUGGCGGCGGCGGAGAAGGAGCUGUGCUACGGCUUCCCGGAGGCGAGGGCCAUGUUCCCGGUGGCGGGGGGCGAGGAGGCGGUGUGCGACGCCCUGCCGCCCGCCGACAGCUUCCCCCGCACCAAGCUGCUGCUGUCCGCGGUGCAGCUGCUGGAGGAGAACUACCCGCUCCCGCUGCGCGGUGAGAUGAGCGACAUGUACUCCCACUACGUCCUGUCCAAGGACAGGUACAAGGAGGUGACCCCGCUCUCGCCGAUGUUCGCCCUGGACUGCGAGAUGUGUCGCACCGACACCAAACAGCUGGAGCUCACCCGGAUAUCCGUCGUCAACGAGAAGCUGGAGGUGGUGUACGACACGCUGGUGAAGCCGCACAACAGGAUCACGGACUACCUGACCAGGUACUCGGGCGUGACGGCCAAGAUGCUGGCGGACGUGACGGUGCGGCUGGCGGACGUGCAGCAGAAGCUGCGAGAGAUCCUCCCACCGGACGCCAUCCUCGUGGGCCAGUCCCUCAACAUGGACCUGCACACCCUCAAGAUGAUGCACCCGUACAUCAUAGACACUAGCAUCAUCUUCAACGUGUCGGGCUGUCGCAGCAGCAAGUCGAAGCUGGCUGCGCUGGCCUACAAGUUCCUGAACCGCAGCAUCCAGACCAGCCGGAAGGGCCACAGCCCCGUGGAGGACAGCUGCGCCAGCAUGGAGCUCGUGCAGAAGAAGCUGUCCGAGAGUGUGACAUAUGGUGACCAGAUUUUGUCUCGCAGAAUGACAGUCCCUGAAGCUCAGACAUCACAGACUAUUGCUGAUGUCAUUAUGAACAAGUUGGAGAAGAAAAAAAUGGUGGUGGUGGUGGCGACGGAGGCGGUGGCCCGGGAGUACCGCAGCAUCCUGGCGGGGAAUGCCCUGGGCCGGGACUGCAGCUCGGCGGUGCGCUGCGUGCCGGCCGGCUCGGGCGAGGAGGUGGUGUCCCGGGCGUGCGAGGUGGCGCUGGAGCACGCCCUCACCAUCGCCCAGCUGAGCGUGCCGCGGGCGGACCAGGCGGCGCUCCGGGCCGUGGACGAGUGGUGCGGGCAGGUGCACCGCCACGUGGCGCCCCGCGGGCUGUGCCUGGUGCUGCUGGGCGGGCGGCCGGCGCAGGCCAGCGGCGCCUGCUUCGUGGCGCUCAAGGGGCCGUGCUGACCCCCUCCAGCAACAACUCUCGUGAACAUCAACACUUCGCAGUGACAGUUUAACUUUGUACAUAGUUGUGUUGAAGAAUGGGUUUUCAUAUAUUUUUAUCGCCUGAAAAACACACAUAAUGCAAUUUGCAUUUCAGUAUUUUGGAAAACCAUGCCAUUUUGAAAUAAAUGGGUUGCUGUGUGUCUAUUAUAUUUUUACACAGCAAACAAUCUUCAAUAAUUAAAUCCAUUGAAUUGGGUUUAAAAAAAAAAACUGUUUUUCCAAAGUAAACAAACUUCCAAAAGGAGUAUUUGAACAUAAUAUCAUUCUGAGGUAAAAAAAAAAAAAAAACAAUUGUAAAAACACUAUCUUUACCAGAUUAUUAUCAGAAGUACCAUUUCAACUUUAUUCAGUAUGUAAUUACCAAAGAAAAACUUCAGCAACUGCUCAAGCUCAACUCUACUAUGAACUCCACAAAAAUAUCAAGGUGUGAACUCAACUCGACUGCCUGAAAUAUGUAUAUUAGGUAGGUCUGAGCGAAUAUCAGUUUUUUGGUUAAAAUUGAAUACAUACAAAUACCAAAUUAUUAGUGAACAUGAAUACCGAAUUUGAAUAGUAAAAAUACCACUAAAAAUGUUUUUUCACAUCAUGUAACAACUUCUGAAAAAUAUACAACAAAUAUUAUACACUGAAAGGUUGGUUAGGUUAAGUCAGCUACAAUAAUGAAAUAAAAUAUUGAUUAUGCAGCUAAUCUAUCUUAACCUAACCUAUUGAAGCAUCCUAUUACGUAUUCAGUUCUGAUUUGCCUUAUUUCACAGAACCCACUACUAUACAUGUUGAUCCAGAGAAUAUCUUUGUGAACUGCAAAAUUAGGUAAAAUCCAAUGCUGUAUUUACAAAUAAAAUGAGUUCAUAUUUAGUUAUUAACAUCUGUAUUUAAAUCCUAGUUAUCCAGGGGUUUACAUUGUUUACACAGUCAAAUAAAUUAUUUUUUGGUUCAGCAAUAUUAUACACACAAUUUCUGCCCUUUUCAUCUGAAAUAUUAAACUAUUAUUUACAAUUUUUUUUAUAUAGGUUUUUGAGUCUCAAAUUCUUAAUGUCUGUUUCGUCAUUGAUACAUACAGCAAGGAACCUUCUACUGUGUCAUAUGAUGUUAUAUUGAUUGUAGAUAUUGAUUUAUACGCUGUUGAAGCUAUGAUGUUUACUUCUUUUAAUGACUACCACAAUGCAGUGUCCAUGUUUUUUGGUGUUUAUAGGCCAUAGUUGUUUAUUCCCUUCCCCCCCCCCCCCCCAACUUCUGGUGCAUGAGACCAUUAUAUUUGGUGUGACAAAAUGAAUACAAAUAUUUUUUUUUCAAGUUUGAAAUGAUAAAUAUAGUGUUUUAUGAAUCUAGCACAUGAUUUUUCCUUACUGUUUAGUGAGACAGUAGUGAAAAAACCUUUGAAUACUUAUUGCAUGUUUAAAACAUAGCUUAUUGUUCAUGUUUUUGGGUUUUUAAGUCCCAUUAAAACAUCAAUAAGGGUAUUCAUAUUGCACAAAUGACUUAAUCUCAACAGUGAAUAUUGGUAUACGAAAAACUCACGAGGAAUGCUAUGUUAAAUAUUCGUAAGCAAACAAAUAUUCAUUAUUUUGAAGUGUUAGUGUUUGAGGUCGAAUCGAAUACGAAUGGUUUAUUAUUUGUAUUUGUAUUCAAAAAUUUGAAUAUUCGCACAAGCCUAAUAUUAGGUUAUCUCUAGUAACUAUCUCUGCCUUCUGGGGUCCAACUGUCUUGCUAGGAAACAAAAUCAAUCAUAAGUGUAUAUAUUUGUUGCAUUCUUUCACAUUUUGGGUGUGUAAGUGGUUUUACCUUUUACCAUACCUCUUCCAUCAUGCUGAGUCUUUAGACUUAUGGCAAAUGAGUUUUUUUUAUUUUAAAUCUCAACUGUUAUAUUUAAAAAAAAAUUGUCAUUUUGUUCAAGUUAUCACAGCUGCAAUAUUUUAUCUCAAAUUACUGUGCAUUUAUUUUCAACUACGUGAAUAAAACCUGUUUGUGUUAUAUGUA